AUGGUUCUCACCAAGGACAAUGCCUCCAUCGGCAUAAUCGGAAUGGGUGACAUGGGCAAGAUCGUAGAGGCCGCUUAUAUUGAUAAAAUAGUUGCAGAAUAUGGUCCCUCAACGAAGGUUGGUGCGAUUGUUGGAGGGCAGACGUCGUGCAAGUCCCCGGAACUUGCUGCCUUUGAUAAACAUCUCCCGUCGGACGUAGAGAUUAUCUCGUGUCACUCGUUACACGGUCCGAAAGUGAAUACAAAGGGUCAACCAUUGGUCCUCAUUCAACACCGAGCAUCUGAUGAGAGCAUGAGAUUCAUCGAGCGCGUCUUUGAGUCCUUCGAAUCCCAAUAUGUCUACCUUAGCGGCGAGAUGCACGACCGCAUCACAGCCGAUACCCAAGCUGUGACGCACGCCGCUUUCCUGAGCAUGGGCACUGCAUGGUACGCCAACAAUCAGUUUCCCUGGGAAAUCGAUCGCUGGGUAGGCGGAAUCGAGAACGUCAAGAUCAACAUCACUCUCCGCAUCUAUGCGAACAAAUGGCACGUCUACGCCGGUCUCGCUAUUCUCAAUCCCGCGGCCCAGAAACAGAUCAGACAAUAUGCAAAAUCCGUCACGGAGCUUUACAAGUUGAUGAUCGAAGGGAAAAGAGACGAGUUAAAGACGAGGGUCAAAGAGGCUGGUGCCGCAGUCUUCAAAUCGGAUACCGAGGGUCAAGACCUCUUGCUGAGAGAUGAGGUCCUUGAUCGAUUUUCGUUGUCGAAUAAGGAUUCGAGAGAGGAGGCACCGCCAAAUAAUCAUCUUAGUCUUUUGGCUAUUGUGGAUUGUUGGUCGAAGUUAGGGAUUGUGCCCUAUGAUCAUAUGAUUUGCUCUACUCCUCUCUUCCGUCUCUGGCUCGGUGUCACGGAAUACCUGUUCCGUAACCCAAGUCUUCUCGAUGAAGUCCUUGACAUUGCCAUCGAUGACCAGACAUUCCGCUCCGAUGACCUAGAGUUCACAUUUGCUGCACGAGCAUGGUCAGAUUGCGUCUCAUUCGGCGACUUUGAGUCCUACCGAGACCGUUUUGAGCGUAUCCAAAGCUACUUUGCGCCGAGAUUCCCGGAUGCAGUCAAAUUGGGCAAUGAGAUGAUGAAGACGAUUCUGGAGAAGACGAGUGAUCACGCUUAG
This is a messenger RNA of Talaromyces amestolkiae, 1149 nucleotides long. RefSeq lists its product as uncharacterized. NCBI's taxonomy places the organism in Eukaryota, Fungi, Ascomycota, Eurotiomycetes, Eurotiales, Trichocomaceae. The record is from RefSeq and is a predicted model, not a curated record. Gene Ontology annotation, biological process: L-tyrosine biosynthetic process. The coding region runs from base 1 to 1149 and encodes 382 amino acids. Gene Ontology annotation, molecular function: prephenate dehydrogenase (NADP+) activity; NAD+ binding; prephenate dehydrogenase (NAD+) activity. The transcript has 6 exons.